UGAAUAGUUUCAAAUGAUGAAUCUAUAGUUAGAACAGAAAAUAUGUUUAAAGGAGACAUGGAUGGUUUAGAAGUCUUUCCAAUCCUGAUGCAUCUUGGGACAUCAAUCACAGACCACAAACCAUCUAAUCUAGCCGCAGCAUAUAACAAAUAAUCAGAAACAGAUGUAAUCUUGAUGCUUUGUGUCUUGUAGGUAGUAAUGUGAUUCAUGUAUAAUGUGUAUUCUCUGUUGUCCUCUCCACUCUCCCCAAACCCCCCUCAAUAUACAAAACCGUUCUCCUUAACUCCAUCCUCUCCACGUGGUUCGAGCACUUCAGUAUGCUGGUCAUUUUGCUGAACUGCGUCACCCUCGGGAUGUUCCAGCCCUGUGAAGACGUGGAAUGUUUGUCGGAGAGAUGCACCAUUCUGGAGGCAUUUGAUGGCUUCAUCUUCGCUUUCUUCGCUGUGGAAAUGGUCAUUAAGAUGAUCGCGUUGGGCAUCUUUGGGCAGAAGUGUUACCUGGGAGAUACUUGGAACAGGCUGGAUUUUUUCAUCGUCAUGGCUGGGAUGAUGGAGUAUUCUCUUGAUGGACAUAACGUCAGCCUUUCCGCCAUCCGCACUGUACGAGUUUUAAGGCCGCUAAGAGCCAUUAAUAGAGUCCCAAGUAUGAGAAUACUGGUGACUUUGCUGUUAGAUACACUGCCUAUGUUAGGCAACGUCCUUCUCUUGUGUUUCUUUGUGUUUUUCAUCUUCGGGAUCGUUGGCGUCCAGCUCUGGGCUGGGUUACUCCGGAACAGGUGUUUCAUGGACCAAGGAUUCCAAAUCAGUUACAACCUCACCUCUCUAAAGCCCUACUACCAAGUGGACGAGACGGAGGAGAACCCUUUCAUCUGCUCGAAGCACAGCGACAACGGCAUGCUGAAGUGUCAGGACAUCCCCCCUAAAAUCGACUGCGCCAACUUCAACUUCCCAGAGAUCGGGAACAGGAACAACUGUGACCUGAAUCAGUUCUACAACAUAUGCCAACCCGGAGACCUGAAUCCACACAAAGGGGCCAUUAAUUUUGAUAACAUCGGCUAUGCCUGGAUAGCCAUUUUUCAGGUUAUAACCCUGGAAGGGUGGGUGGACAUCAUGUACUAUGUCAUGGAUGCACAUUCUUUUUACAAUUUUAUAUAUUUUAUACUACUUAUAAUUGUGGGGUCUUUCUUCAUGAUAAACUUGUGCCUGGUUGUCAUAGCAACACAGUUUUCGGAAACGAAGCAGCGCGAAAAUCAGCUCAUGCAGGAGCAGCGGGCCCGAUACCUCUCCAACGACAGCACAAUCGCCAGCUUCUCCGAGCCGGGUAGCUGCUACGACGAGCUGCUCAAGUACAUCUGCCAUAUCUUCAGGAAGGUGAAACGAAGGACGCUGCGCCUCUAUAAUAACUGGCAGAACAAGAGGAGGAAAAAGGUCAACCCUAAUAGUGUCAUGAACGGACAAGGUCGGGGCCGCAAGUGCAAGCGGCGUAUCACCUCCAUCCAUCAUUUGAUCCAUCACCACCAUCAUCACCACCACCACCAUUAUCACAUAAGCAAUGGGAGUCCCAGGGGCCCCAGGUCCAGUCCGGAGAUCUGUGAUGUAGAAAUGAAGAUCAUAAAGCCACAAAAUCAACUGAGGCUCCUUCCACCAUCCCCGAGUAACCAGAACACACCAGCCAACAGUGAGUCUGUUCAUAGCAUUUACCACGCGGAUUGCCACUAUGAAGGGCCCCAGCUUAAAUCAUGUAAGUCUUCCAAUGCCUCCUCCAUCACCAAACUGGAUGUGGGGCUCAACCAUACCAACAUGAACUACCCUACCAUCCUACCUUCCCCGGCCAGCAAAGCCAGUCCCACCACGUUGCCGAAAGGAAAGAGAAGUGGCAGUAAUCCCGGAAGUUUGGUCAACAGCCCAGUUAGCUUGAACACUGACUCCUAUGGAAAGAUGCAUUGUCUAGUUGGAGAGCAGGGGCUGUGCAGAAGUUCCAGCAAAUUAUCUAAUCUCAGUGUCCCCUGCUCCUUACCAAGCCCUCAGGCCAGGCAGAUCAUCUGUGAGCUUCAGAACUGCACCUACUGUGCCAGCCUACUGGAGAACCCAGAAAUGGAGAUCAGUGACUCUGAAAGCUGCGAAUCUGACACGAAUUGCGUGUACGAGUUUACGCAGGAUCUCCGGUAUGGAGACCAAAGAGACCAAAUACAGAAGAGGAGGAAGUACAAGAAGAAAGAGAAAGAGAAAGAGGUCAACAAGGUCUACAAGCUCUGGGAGGAGUUCACCAACAGGCUCAAGAGGAUUGUGGAGAGCAAGUACUUCAACCGAGGCAUCAUGAUCGCCAUCUUGAUUAACACUCUCAGCAUGGGCAUUGAGUAUCAUGAGCAGCCGGAGGAGCUGACCAAUGCCCUGGAGAUCAGCAACAUUGUCUUCACCAGCAUGUUUGCCCUGGAGAUGCUCCUCAAGCUUCUGGCCUUUGGUAUGUUCGGCUACAUCAAGAAUCCGUAUAACAUCUUUGACGGCAUCAUCGUUGUCAUCAGUGUUUGGGAGAUCAUCGGCCAGUCAGAUGGGGGUCUGUCUGUGCUCAGAACAUUUCGUCUGCUUCGCGUGUUGAAGCUGGUCCGCUUCAUGCCAGCUCUGCGGCGCCAGCUGGUGGUCCUGAUGAAGACCAUGGACAAUGUGGCCACCUUCUGCAUGCUUCUCAUGCUCUUCAUCUUUAUCUUCAGCAUUCUCGGCAUGCAUCUCUUUGGCUGUAAGUUCACACUGAGGACGGACAGCGGAGAUACCAUCACUGACCGCAAGAACUUUGAUUCCCUUCUUUGGGCCAUUGUGACUGUUUUCCAGAUCCUCACACAGGAAGACUGGAACGUGGUCCUGUACAACGGAAUGGCCUCCACCUCCUCCUGGGCGGCUCUCUACUUUGUGGCUCUAAUGACAUUUGGGAAUUAUGUCCUGUUCAACCUGUUGGUGGCCAUUUUGGUGGAGGGAUUUCAAGCAGAGGGGGAUGCCACAAGGUCAGAAGCAGAUGAGGACAAAGUCUCUGCCAACUUCGAUGAAGAACUGGAAAAGUUGAAAGAUCUCCGAGCCGCAGAGCUUAAGAUGUACUCACUUGCAGUGACCCCCAAUGGACACCUCGACCCUCGUUGUUCAAUGCCACCUCCAAUUAUCAUGCGCACGGCUGCUACACCAAUGCCCACGCCCAAGAGCUCUCCGUGUAUGGACUCUGUACACACCUUUGUGGAUUCCCGAAGGGAAAGCAAUGCGUCCAUCGAUCCAUCCAACUGUGAUCAGAAGUCUUUGGCCAGCAUCCGGAGUUCCCCCUGCCCCCCGUGGGGCACGUACAGCAACUGGGGAAGCCGCCGUUCUAGUUGGACCAGUAUAGGCCGGGCCCCAAGCAUCAAGAAAAGGAACCAGUCUGGAGAAAGGGAGUCCUUACUCUCCGGAGAAGGAAAAGGUAGCACAGACGAUGACUCUGACGACUGCAAGUCCAGCUCUGUUGCCAGGAUAUCUCUCCACCGCCGGGCAGGAUCUUUGGACACCCGUGGCACCUUGGACAUCCCAGAGCUUCUCCAAGUACCCACCCUGCGCCACUCGCUCAGUGUCAACCCUCUGGCUAUGGUGCCUGCGGACUACCAAGACUGCAAUGGCAAAAUGGUGCACGUGCCCAGUGACCUGUUCGUCAGGAUGGAGAAACACAAAGAGGACCCCAUUGACUAUGAAGAUGACAUUGAGGACAGUUUCUGUUUCCGUCUCCGCAAGACCCUGGAGCCUUACAAACCCAAAUGGUGCAAGACCCAUGAAGACUGGUCUCUCUACAUGUUUUCACCUCAAAACCAGUUUCGUGUGAUGUGCCAAAAAAUCAUUGCCCACAAGAUGUUUGACCACGUGGUUCUCGUUUUCAUCUUCCUGAACUGCAUAACCAUUGCCCUGGAACGGCCUGAUAUUGGCUCAAACAGCCUGGAGCGGAUCUUUCUCAGUGUCUCCAAUCACAUCUUUACAGCCAUCUUUGUUGUAGAAAUGACAAUUAAGCUGGUCGCACUUGGUUUCAUCUCCGGGGAGCGAGCAUACCUACAGAGUAGUUGGAACGUUCUAGAUGGAGUCUUGGUGUUUGUUUCCAUUAUUGAUAUCAUCGUGUCCCUGGCCUCUGCAGGUGGUGCCAAGAUCUUGGGCAUUCUGCGGGUGCUGCGUCUGUUAAGGACACUGCGGCCUUUGAGAGUCAUCAGCAGAGCACCAGGACUCAAGCUGGUGGUGGAGACUCUGAUUUCCUCAUUGCGACCAAUUGGAAAUAUUGUCCUCAUCUGCUGCGCUUUCUUCAUCAUCUUUGGGAUUCUGGGAGUUCAGCUCUUCAAGGGCAAGUUCUAUACCUGCGAGGGGCCAGAUGUCCGCAAUGUCACCAACCGAUCAGAAUGCAUCGGGCCACGAUUCAAGUGGGUGAGACGGAAAUACAACUUUGAUAACCUUGGUCAGGCCCUCAUGUCACUGUUUGUUCUGUCGUCUAAAGAUGGCUGGGUGAACAUUAUGUAUGACGGACUGGACGCCGUGGCCCCUGAUGUACAGCCCAUCCGGAACAACAACCCCUGGAUGCUCCUCUUCUUCAUCUCCUUCCUCCUCAUCGUCAGCUUCUUUGUCCUCAACAUGUUCGUCGGAGUGGUGGUGGAAAACUUCCACAAGUGCCGCCAGCACCAGGAGGCUGAGGAGGCCCGGCGCCGGGAAGAAAAACGGCUGCGCCGUCUGGAGAAAAAACGCAGGAGUAAGGCGUUGUAUAUGUCUGAAGCCCAGCGAAGGCCAUACUACGCAGACUACUCUCCUACCCGGCGUUAUAUACAUACACUGUGCACCAGCCAUUACCUGGACCUCUUCAUUACCUUCAUCAUUGGCAUCAAUGUGAUCACCAUGUCCAUGGAGCAUUAUAACCAGCCCAAGUCCCUGGACGAUGCCCUGAAAUAUUGCAACUACAUCUUUACCAUCGUCUUUGUUUUUGAGGCUCUUCUCAAGCUAAUUGCCUUUGGAUUUAGAAGAUUUUUUAAGGACAGGUGGAAUCAGCUUGAUCUGGCGAUCGUUCUUCUCUCCAUCAUGGGGAUAACACUGGAGGAGAUAGAGAUCAAUGCCUCCCUUCCCAUCAACCCUACCAUCAUUCGCAUUAUGAGAGUGCUGAGGAUUGCUCGAGUGCUGAAACUGUUGAAGAUGGCAACUGGGAUGCGUGCUCUACUGGAUACCGUUGUUCAGGCACUGCCACAGGUCGGUAACUUAGGCCUUCUCUUCAUGCUCCUUUUCUUCAUCUAUGCUGCCCUCGGAGUCGAGUUAUUUGGGAAAUUGGUGUGUAAUGAAGAGAACCCAUGUGAGGGCCUCAGCAGACACGCCACUUUCGAGAACUUUGGCAUGGCUUUCCUGACUCUGUUCCGUGUCUCGACAGGUGAUAACUGGAAUGGCAUCAUGAAGGAUACACUCCGCGAGUGCAGCAGCGACGACAGGCACUGCCUAAGCUACCUUCCCAUCAUCUCCCCCGUCUAUUUUGUCACCUUUGUCCUCAUCGCCCAGUUUGUCUUGGUUAAUGUUGUGGUGGCUGUGCUGAUGAAACACCUGGAGGAGAGCAAUAAGGAGGCCAGGGAAGAUGCAGAGAUGGAUGCUGAGAUCGAGAUGGAGAUGUCUAGGGCACUCACACCAAUCGUUGGAGCCUGCCCCCCUACACCAGAUGGCAGGGGGAUCGGUGGGGGGCAGAAUCCAGCCAAAAAGGAGCUGCCAGUGCUGCUGAAACAAGCCAGGGGGGCUCUGAGCCGGGAGAAUGUCACAAUAUUGAUCCCAGAGUCAAUGGAGGGCUCAGUUCUGAUGAAGGACAUAAGGCCUGUCUCUCCCGUUUCCCAUCCGCAGGUUCUGCCUUUCUCCCUGCUGCCCCGAACCUACAGCCCUGAGGAUGGGGACAUCUACUUGAGGGAUGGGAUGGGAUCCCAGAACCUGCUGGCUGUCAGGAAGGUUUCGGUGUCUAGAAUGCUUUCGUUGCCCAAUGACAGCUACAUGUUCCGCCCUGUUCUGCCAGCAAAAUCGUCAUACCCGUUGCGGGAGACGGAGGCCUACGAGGACAGCUGUACGAUAGGAUCUGUUUUAUCGGUCAAUUCCCAACCAGUGGAGUCCAGUAAUUCUUCAAAGUUACCAGAGGAAUGUCAGCUAUUAUCUUCUGCCAGUGGCCAUGCUGAACCAGAUGAAAUGCCUAAAAUCCCACCUCCACUCUCAGUCUCAAGGUCACCCAGUCUACAUAGACUGCUACACAGGCAGGAGGCCAUCCACAUGGAUGAUCAGAAUGGUGACGCUAAGGACGAUCUUCAGGUCGAAACAUUGGAGAAUGGAAAACUGAGGACACCAUCAAAUACACUUGCUCCACCUCUUCUCUGCCCCAGCCCUCUAUCUCUGCAGGGAACCCCCCAAUCUUCUCCCAAGCCACCUUCCCACCACAGACAUUCCAGUGUCCGCACACGCAAGCACGUCUACAGCCAACACAGUAUUCCCAGCCGUCCCUCAAGUUGCAGCAGCGAGAACACCAAUCCGGAAGAGUCUGCAAUGGAGUCAUCAGACCCGGCUGAUGAAGAAGUCAGCCACAUCAACAGUUCAGCAAAAGGCUGGCCAGUACAAUCCAACCACAGGAGCCUCUCUGUCUCUCCGUUCAUCUCCCAAGCGUCAUCUCCUCCACCUCUACUAAAGAAUUGCAAUAGCACAGCCAGCCUGGCAGGUACCAGCAGUAAAGACUUGAAGAAGUUUAACAGUGUUGAUACUCAAGGAUUUUUAGCUAAGCCAAUGUGGGCAGAAGACCAAAGGAGGCACUCGAUCCAGAUCUGCCCCUCCAUUGAUGAUGAUGGAGAUUCCUGCUUUGAUCUGUCCAUUGACGAUAAGCAUGAUUCCUCCAUCCUCUUUCAGUCUGAUCCAGAGUACAUCAAUGGGGUCCGAAGGAAGAAGAAGAUGAGCCCACCUUGUAUUUCUAUAGAUCCUCCCAUGGAGGACGAGAGUGGCACAGCUUCGCGUACCAAAGUAUCUGAAAACAGCAUGAUGUUACGAAGGAGGACACCAUCGUGUGAAUCUACAGCCUACAGGGACUCUUUAGACCUUGGCGACAACCAGUCUGGAGAACAGCCGUCCAAAAGUGAGAGGAGAAACCAAGCGAAUUGUCGCAAUGAACAUUUGGUCAUCCCUGGAUACACUUUCGACCAGCUGGAGACCAACAAUUUCAAAGAACAUUUAUCGGAGGGUGGGCAUCCUGCAUCUCCAUCUGCAAUCACAGUGGACUCUAGGCCUGACAACAUGGCUUUAGAAAUUUUACCGCUAGACCAUCAACAUAGCAACAGCUCUGAAAAGACCAGAGAUUUCACUGAAAUUAAGAGUUCUUUUAAAAAUCCUGCACUAAUUAAUGCUUCUAACACAACAGAGGAAGUAACAGACAAACCACUAUAGCUUUUAAUGAUAAAGGGCUUGUGACAUUGACGAAACCACUGGAUAGACGGGUCUGAAAAGCCCCGUUGGGUGUUGGUAUUUUCAAUAAUCAGCGGGGUUUCAUGUGGAUUAUAGAGAAGUGUGGAGGGUUUACGUAAAAAAAAUGAUUUGUUUGAUUUUAUAAACGAAAUACGGAAAAAAAUUCCCAUAUAGCCUCAAUCACAUUGAUUCGAGUUUUUAUUUUAAUGUUUUUUUUUUUUUGUUUGUUUGAUUUUCUAUUUUUAAAUUGGCACUUUUUUAUUGUGCAGAGACACAGUAUGCAGAAGUGCUGACAUAUGAAGACUUGUACAAUAUCUGUAUAUCAGCGGUAUAAAUAAAAUAGAAAUAAUGUAUUUGUGAAA
This is a messenger RNA of Rana temporaria (common frog), 7798 nucleotides long. RefSeq names its product calcium voltage-gated channel subunit alpha1 H (gene CACNA1H). Gene Ontology annotation, molecular function: low voltage-gated calcium channel activity; voltage-gated sodium channel activity. Lineage: Eukaryota; Metazoa; Chordata; Amphibia; Anura; Ranidae. The transcript is spliced from 34 exons. Gene Ontology annotation, cellular component: neuron projection; voltage-gated calcium channel complex; voltage-gated sodium channel complex. Gene Ontology annotation, biological process: neuronal action potential; positive regulation of calcium ion-dependent exocytosis; sodium ion transmembrane transport. Bases 318 to 7418 code for a protein of 2366 amino acids. The record is from RefSeq and is a predicted model, not a curated record.